AUGGAGAAGACUUUGAACAGAAUUCAUCCAGUUUCUGAUCCAGAAGCAACGUAUUUUCUACAAGUAUCAUGGGACAAAGAUUUAGGCACUGGCUUUGGUAUAAUACUUAGUGAUGGUCAAUGUGCAUGGACUGGGACAGUGUCUGAAGCUGAAAUUUCUAGGGAGGCUGCUGACAUGGAAAUGAAUAGAGAAAAGUAUGUCGAAGAACUGAAGAAAGCAUUGAUAGCUGGAGAAGAAUCAGCUGGCAAAUAUAACUUUGCUAUUUCAAGAGAUGAAGAAAAUAUGGAGUGUCACUUCUCCUAUGAAAGAAAUCUGAAAGAUGGCUCUUUUAGACUUGGAUCUCUGAAGCUACAGAAAGUUUCGAGUCCGGCGGAGGUAGUUAGGGAACUGAUUGGUUACUGUCUGGACUGCCUGGGAAGACUGCAGGCGAAAAACGAGCAUCUGCAAAAAGAAAAUGAAAGGCUUUUCAGCAACUGGAGUGAUGUGGAGAAGCGGCUGGAAAAAUGCGUGGAAGCUAAAGAAGAACUGGAGGCAGAUCUGUAUAACCGGUUUAUUUUGGUGCUGAAUGAAAAGAAGGCAAAGAUAAGAAACUUACAGAAGUUGUUGAAUGAAGCUAAAGAAUCUGCAGCAGAUGCCAAAUGUACAAGAGAUAGUAUAGCUACUACUCAGAUGGCUACAGGGAGAGAAAAUGACUACGAUGGCAGCAUUGAUGAGGAAAGUGAAAAUUUAGCACGGGCCUCAUUACCAUCAGCACCAGAACAAAGGGGUUCCCUUCUGGGUAGCCCAGAUGUCAUUGAUGCUGCUCCAAGAAGAAAGCGAAGACAAAGGACAGCAAAGCCUGCUGGGACAGGAGCCAAGAUGGCUACUUAUGAGACAGAACUGCCAGCCAAGGAAAAACCUGAUCUGGCCUCACAGAAGACACCGGGCAAGCAUUCCCUGGAUGUGAUGUCUCUCGAAACCCUGGAAAACACUUGUGAGCCGGAGGACCUCUUUGAUGACAUCUAGCUAUGUGUUGGCCGAGAAACUGAGAGACUGGUGCUUCUAAUAGAGAUAAGCUAUAAAACUAAAAGGCUUUGUUAUAGACACUGAGCUGAAAUCUUUACUCUGAGGUGGUAUUUGAUGACAUAUUGCUCUAAUCCUCUUGCACUGCACUUGUCCCCAUUCUUCACUAUGCGGUUAUAGACCCUUGGUCUGCUAGGCUUGAUUUGUGACAGCCUUGAAAUCAGUUUAGGCUCUGUGUGGAUUUUUUAUCCUGUGUAUACGGGGAAGGAGAGCACCAUCAUAGCAUUUUUACAUCCUAACAGUCUCUGGCUGCUGAUUGUAUCCAGGAUCAACUGGUUUCCAGAUGUCCCCAGGAAUAAGUCAGAUGUAAAGAUGAUUAAGGCUACCACUGUACUUACCUUAUAUACUGCCCCUUUCUUGAGAAGCUCAGCUUAGACGUGGUCUAGCUAAAUCAUCUUCAACUUUGAUUGAGAUAUAGCGUCCUAAACUGUGAGUUUAGGAUGAUAUCUUCUGACGUGAAGCAUCCAAAGAAAUGUCCUUUCACUUUUUACUUGAAGGUUCUCUGCAGCAUUAUGCAUUAUAAGGUAUUCUUGCUUUUGGGCUUAUAAAGUCAAUAUUGACUCUAUUUUAACCUUCUGUAGAAACCCGUAGCCUAUAACAUUGUUAUUUUUGAUACUUCAUCAUUUUUCUUAAGGUGAUUUCUGA
This is a messenger RNA of Gymnogyps californianus (California condor), 1707 nucleotides long. RefSeq names its product X-ray repair cross complementing 4 (gene XRCC4). NCBI's taxonomy places the organism in Eukaryota, Metazoa, Chordata, Aves, Accipitriformes, Cathartidae. The record is from RefSeq and is a predicted model, not a curated record. Gene Ontology annotation, biological process: immunoglobulin V(D)J recombination; response to X-ray; double-strand break repair via nonhomologous end joining. Gene Ontology annotation, cellular component: nucleus; DNA-dependent protein kinase-DNA ligase 4 complex; DNA ligase IV complex. Bases 1 to 1005 code for a protein of 334 amino acids. The transcript has 7 exons. Gene Ontology annotation, molecular function: DNA binding.